This is a messenger RNA of Colletotrichum karsti, 603 nucleotides long. RefSeq names its product cell wall protein PhiA. Bases 1 to 603 code for a protein of 200 amino acids. The transcript has a single exon. Lineage: Eukaryota; Fungi; Ascomycota; Sordariomycetes; Glomerellales; Glomerellaceae. The record is from RefSeq and is a predicted model, not a curated record.
AUGCAGUUCAAGUCCAUCACCGCCCUCACCUCCCUCGUCGCCGCCGUCUCCGGCCUCCCGACCUUCUCCGCCACCAACGGCACCACCAACGGCACCGCUCCCGGCCUCCCCGCCGACGCCAAGUUCCAGCUGAUGGCCCUCCGCUCCGCCUCCGAGGUUCACUUCUCUACCUUCCAGGCCGCCAAGUCGUCCAUCUUCCUCCAGCUCCCCUCCCAGGAGGCCACCUGCGACCAGCGCAACGGCACCGACGCCGCCACCUUCUACCUCUCCCAGGACGGCGGCCUCUACCUCUACGCCGCCUCCGCCACCCCCCAGCAGCUCUACGCCGACCGCUCCGGCAUGGGCCAGGGCAAGCUCGGCUACACCACCGGCGCCCAGCCCGCCCCCCGCAACGGCGAGCGCACCGGCUGGACCGUCGACUCCUACGGCGACCUCACCCUCGACGGCGCCGGCUUCCUCGCCUGCCCCAACAGCAUCGAGGGCGCCUGGUCCGUCUGGGUCUCCUCCGGCGUCUCCAACCCUGCCGGUAACACCGACUGCCUGGGCAUCUCCGUCCGCGCCGUCGCCGUCUCUGCUCCCAACAGCUGCUCUUACACCUCUUAA